AUGGGUUACCGCUACUCGUUCGUUUACAUUUUGAUCGGUGUCCUGCUGAUCACUGGAAUCAGAGCAGCGCGCAAAUGGGACUACGAACCCAUUUCGAUCACCGGCUACACUUCGGAUGAAAGUUUAAUGAGUUAUAACAUAAGUAUCGAUCGCAUAGGUCGCGGAGAAUACGGAAUAUCAGGCAAUGCCGAUUGGAAGUACGAUGUGACUGAGGAAACCAUGGUGGAGGGCAUUGCCUACCGAAGCUCUUCGGGAGCUGAGAGCGACUACAGGGUGCUCCCUUAUUCGAUCCCCAAGCAAUCCUUUUACGAGUAUCUCAAUACCUACUACAAGGAUGUGAUAAUGAGGAACGUAGCCCACUGUUCUAAUAUACCAACGUUUAAGGACAAAUUCCAACCGCCAUGGCCAAAGAAGAUUUACACCGCUGAAAAAUGCGUUGUUGAUGGCGAGGGACUACCGGAAAUUGUACCGCCAGGAUUCUAUAAGGUUAUAGGUAAUUGCACCGGGCCAGACCAGCCCACAUGGAGCGUAACUAUUGUUUUUAAACUAACCAACAAAAUAUUCUGA
Messenger RNA from Drosophila takahashii, 567 nucleotides. RefSeq lists its product as uncharacterized. The record is from RefSeq and is a predicted model, not a curated record. Lineage: Eukaryota; Metazoa; Arthropoda; Insecta; Diptera; Drosophilidae.